AUGGCUGCCUCUAACGACCUUCGGGGAUGGGUGAUGAGCGCCGUCUCUGGCGUCGCCUGCAUCCUUGGGUCCUCCGUCAUUUGCAUCGACAUCCUCCUCCGCCGCUUUUGGCCUCGAAGUCACUUCCAGAUCGUGAACAAUAAUGCCUUCCUGUCCGCAUCACUCUCACUCAGCGCGGGUGUUAUCCUUUUCACCUCGCUAUAUAGCAUGCUGCCCACCUCCCACGAAUACCUUAUGAAAGCUGGCUGGUCGCCCUCCCGCUCGGCAUACGGACUCAUUGGCCUCUUUAUUGCUGGAGUUGUAGGUAUUCGCUCACUUUCGGCCUUGUUACAUAAGUUUCUUCCAUCUCAUGUGGUCGAUUGUGCCCAUACUCAUGAACCUGCACCCCACCACGGCUCCGACCUCGAACAAGGCAAACCCAAGCGCAACUCUAUAAUCUCUCAAAAACACACCGCGAUGUCCGAGAGAACUCCUCUCUUAACUAGAUCACCCAAGUCUACACCAGCUGGGGCUGGUCUUCCCAUGGCAGAACAACAGGCCGACGGAGCUGCCCGCUUGGGACCGGAACCCUGGCGGGUCCGCCUCGGGCGGCGCUUGAGUGGUUUCAUUGGCGGCGCAAAGGCUCAUUGCGAUGAAAAUGGCCCGUGCUAUGGGUUCUCGCAAGCUUGCGGCGAGGAGUGCUCAAAGACACUUAUUCAUCCUGUAAUUACCGCAGACGAUGCCUCCGAUACAGACAUUCCACCACCUGAGCAUUCACCGAAUAAUUCCAGCUGCUCCUCCCAUAUGGAUGUGGUGGUCGAUGGCCCAUCUUCACCCGUCAGUGAACAUGAUGAACAGCAUAAGCAGUCGACUUCUGGUCCCCAACAUCACCAUCACGUACCCCAGAAUGCUUUUCUCUCUAUUGGCUUACAAACAUCCGUAGCCAUUGCGCUGCACAAACUCCCUGAGGGUUUCAUCACAUAUGCCACUAACCACGCGAGUCCGACUCUCGGGAUGACAGUUUUCCUAGCUCUCUUUAUCCAUAACAUCAGUGAAGGUUUCGCCAUGGCACUGCCCCUCUAUCUAGCCAUUCAGUCUCGCGGCUGGGCGAUGUUCUGGUCUAGUCUUUUAGGUGGCAUUAGCCAGCCUGCCGGGGCUGGACUGGCGGCACUCUGGAUUUGGGGUGCGCGUAAGGCCGGUAGUGGGGCCGGCGAUGGCCAGAAUGAGGCAUCUUGGGCUGUUUAUGGUUGCAUGUUUGCCGUUACAGCGGGGGUUAUGGUCUCUGUCGGCUUGCAGCUGUUUACUGAAGGCUUAGUCUUGACGCAUCAGCGGAACAUGGCGAUUGGCUUUGCUAUUGGAGGCAUGGGCCUGAUGGGCCUGAGUUUUGCAUUGACGGCGUGA
Messenger RNA from Aspergillus puulaauensis, 1380 nucleotides. RefSeq names its product Zn(2+) transporter ZRT3. Bases 1 to 1380 code for a protein of 459 amino acids. Gene Ontology annotation, biological process: zinc ion transmembrane transport. Lineage: Eukaryota; Fungi; Ascomycota; Eurotiomycetes; Eurotiales; Aspergillaceae. Gene Ontology annotation, cellular component: membrane. Gene Ontology annotation, molecular function: zinc ion transmembrane transporter activity. The transcript has 3 exons. The record is from RefSeq and is a predicted model, not a curated record.